Molecule: messenger RNA, 930 nt
Organism: Mycosarcoma maydis (corn smut)
Lineage: Eukaryota; Fungi; Basidiomycota; Ustilaginomycetes; Ustilaginales
Exons: 1
Coding region: 1-930 (309 amino acids)
Biological process (GO): positive regulation of transcription by RNA polymerase I; positive regulation of DNA-templated transcription, elongation
Cellular component (GO): CTDK-1 complex
Source: RefSeq, a predicted model, not a curated record
AUGGAUCCAUUCCAAGUGCGACUGCGGUUCGUCUCAACGUUGCAACGAGUCAACGCAUCGCUGCCCACCAUUCAGAAGGCGCUAUCGUUUAUCGUGGAAUAUGGCGUGCCCAUGCACCCUGAGCUCUGGGACUGUAUUUUGGAUGAGUUCAAAGACGGCUCGAUCAACCGACGUAUCAACCUGCUCUUCCUUGUCGAUUCCGUCUUCACUGACGACACACUGUCGCCUACGAUUCGGUGCUUAUUCAAACAACACCUCGAACGCGAUCUCUACACACUAGUCGACUUGGUCGUGCCUGAAAACCGCUGGGAUGCCAUCCUGAACCUGCCUGCUGUGGAAAAGAUGAUCUGCACUUGGAAAACGCGCCUGGUGGUCGAUCGAAGUUUACUCCAAGACAUCGAAACAAUGCUUUGCGUCCGCAAAUCAGCUCUCUAUUCGCUCUCGCCAACUUCGAGGUCUGUCACACUCCUCCCGGCAAGUGACAUCCAAAGACGCAUCGAAGAAGAUCGAGAACGACAUAAACGUCUUCGUGAACGUUCCUGGAUCCUUCCACCCACCGCUUUCUCGCACACAUCUCUGUUCGGAAUCAAACCGGAACAGUUGGAUCCCACGUAUCUGACGCGCAAACAGGACGCCUCCCCGUGCGAGAGAAGCGAGGACUCCGAUGGUGACAAGAUAUGGACCACACAAGAUUUGGAUUUCAGCGCCAUGUGGGACGAGACGAGCGAUUUCAACGAUGAUGAUCAGGAAACAGUCAAAGAGGAUGAAAAGCUGUUUUGGGCCAACCUGGCGCCGCCGCCACCGCCGCCACCACCGCCGUCUGUGGCGCUCCUCGAGAAUACACGCCGGAGAACAGCGGUGCUGCCAACUUCACAGCCUCUCCCACCAACAGCGCCUGCAUCCAUGCGAUUAGCUCAGCGCUCGCAAUGA